Messenger RNA from Vespa mandarinia (Asian giant hornet), 5584 nucleotides. RefSeq names its product popeye domain-containing protein 1. Gene Ontology annotation, cellular component: sarcolemma. The record is from RefSeq and is a predicted model, not a curated record. Gene Ontology annotation, molecular function: cAMP binding. Gene Ontology annotation, biological process: striated muscle cell differentiation; regulation of membrane potential; skeletal muscle tissue development. Lineage: Eukaryota; Metazoa; Arthropoda; Insecta; Hymenoptera; Vespidae.
CCUUCGUUAUCUCUAUCUUUCUCAUGGGAGCUAAACGUGAUAUGUGAAGAUUUCUUGCUGACUUAACAAGUGGAGAGGCAAGAAUGGUUGUUCGGUCUUCCUUGGGGUCCUCAUACGAAUAAUUUAAUGCUAACAGAGGAUCAUCUCAUUGGAAUGUUUUUCUUCGUUGGGCCUUGAAAUGAACAGAGAUUUCUCCAAUCCUCUUCGUUGAAUUUUUGUUUCAGAUUUUCUUUUUUUUCGACGAGAGAAAAAUUAUUGCCUCAUCGCAACGUGACCACAACGAGCACGGCAUGUGCCUUAUCCGUUUAAAUGCGGAUUCUGUGUUUCUCCUACUUGUUCUACAUAUUCAUCCUCCAUGUUGUGUAUGUGUAUGUCCGUAUAUGUAUUAUCGUGUGUUAUCACUAACGGUAGAUGCUUUCAAUUAUUUCAUUCUUAUCUAAAAUAACUCUUAUUCAAUAUUUCAUUGUUGUUGUAGAAGAUAAAGGAUCAUAAUAUUGUGAUAAGAAGAAAUGAAAGUUUGGAUUCUCGUCUGCAUUCCGUCUUAUAGUGAUGCUCGAUGAUUAUCGAUGCAAAAAAAUUUAUUGCACGAAUAUGUGUUUUAGGAAAGAUUUAUAGCUAUUGUCGAGAACUUUUAAAAUAUUUAUAUUCAUCAUACGAAGUCUCGAGAAUAGAUGGUUUGGACGGAAGGAACAUUUCGAUCGAGGAGUUGCGAUAAUCUAGUAGGGGUGACCUCUUCUCUCUUCCUCUCUCCAUCUCUCUCUCUCUCUCUCUCUCUCUCUCUCUCUCUCUUCCUCUCUCUUUUCCUCUUUCGUUUUUUAUUUGUCUCUAUCUCUUUUUCUCGUUUAGAAGCGAAAGAAAGUUCGUUCUGAAUUCGUUUGCUUUUUUCCAAGCAAUGUUGCAAACGCAACGGGCACUCACAAAAUACAAGCUGAAACUCUCUCUUUCUCCCCAUAUUUCUCGUUCUCCUUACUUUCGAUUACAUUGCAGAGUAAACAACAGCAUUGUUGUUCUUCUUAUUUCGCCAACUUUUCGAGAUUAAAUAUUCCUUCGCUUAUAGUUACUUCUUUCGAUGGAUAAUUCAGUGAAAUUUUAGUCUUAAUUGAAAAGCUCGCGUAUGAGAGUUGUUGUUAAAACAUUUUGAUUAACAAAGCAUUUUGAAAUUCAACAUCUUUGUUAAUGAACAUUCAGUAAUAUUAUCUGAAUGAUGUUGAUAAAGAUCAUGCAUUUAUCCGUAACCCUUAUUUUUCUUUCCAUAAGUUCAUAUUCAAAUGAUGAUUUUUGUUUUGAUCUAAAAGAUCGGAUGAUCGUUAUACAAAAAGAAUAUGAAGGAGCAGCAGGAGUGACACGUGAUUUAACAAUGUUACAGGCGUAACGGCGGACGAACGUAUGUGCGGUCGGUCGACGUAAAAGCGUGACGAUAUCGAAGAGCACAGUGACUCGUUGCUGUUUAAGCAUACAUAUAUGUAUAUAUGUAUUGCAUGUGUGAUAGAGGAAUUGAAGGAUCGUGCGAGUGACGGAUGUGGCGACGUGGGAAAAUACGCUGACGAUUUUCGUACGUUCGAUCGGCUUUGCCAAUUUCCAACUAUCCCUAAAUACCCUACGUGACUAUCUCGUUCUCUCUCUCUCUCUCUCUCUCUCCCUUUCUCUUUCUCUUGCAUAUAUAAUUAUCAUUGUGUACAAAGUUCGCUCUCGUUAAUCAAGUCAGUUGCAAUGGUGUUGCACGAAGUGGUGAUCUUCUACGAGGCCAAUUUGGAUAGAGGAAGCUCAGCACCUUUAUGUCCACUGUUAUUGACGCAUACUUACAGAAGACUGAGGUGUAUCAUUCCACAUUCAAAACAACAUAUCGCUUAUCCACCAUAAAAGGGGGAAAAGGGUGAUGGCCCGUACCACGCGCUCGCGACGAAAAAUGGCGAAUACGAGCGAUGCUCCCUCGACUGCGAGCAGCCUUUUGUCGAGCACGACGACGACUCCUUUCAGCAACCCCACAUCAACGACCUAUUCAACCGAGGGCUAUACCUUCAAUUACAGCGACCUCGCGAAUUUCGCUGGAUACUCCUUGGAUGAAUUGAAUCACACAGGACUUUGGUUAGACGUGUGGAAUGGUACCGAGGCUGCUGAUAACGUAACUGAGAGGUUAAACGCCACUGUAUUGAUACCAGGUGGCUAUUGCGACGAGUGGGAGGCAGCCCAGCACAAGCUCUUUCAGGCAGCGAAUAUAUUCUUCAUGGUGGCCUUUCUGGUGCCGCGCUCAUUUAAGGCCUCCGUCUUGGCCCUCCGUACAUUUCUAACGGCCGGAUUUAUGCUGGCUGCGUUAUGGGCCGGUAUCACCAUAUGUGCUCUCGACGCCAUGCUCUGGUGUCUCUUCCUCGGCCUUCUCAACGGCAUACACUCCUUGAUACUAGCUUGUCGAUUUUUACCGCCUGCUCUCAGUCCGGAGCUUGCGGAGCUGUACCUCAAGCUUUUCAAACCUUACAAGGUCAGCAAGAAGCACUUUCAAGAAUUGGCCAAAGAAGCGAGGAUACUCAAAUUGGAUGCUGGUCAGACAUACGCGACCGAAGGGAUCACGCCCGCGGACGAAAGGCUAUCAAUACUUUUGCGUGGACAGCUGAAUGUAACGUGCGACGGUACCCACCUACACCAUGUCAGAGCUUAUCAAUUCGUCGACUCGCCCGAAUGGGAAGCCACGCACGAAAACAUCGAUGACGUCUUCCAAGUAACGAUACGAGCCGAGGAAUCCAGCACAUACAUUUGCUGGACAAGGCUGAAACUGCUGAGGGUAUUAAGGCAUAGGCCAUUGCUAAAGGUCGUUCUCAACACCCUCAUCGGUAAGGACAUUACGUCCAAAUUAUACGCCCUUAACGAGCAACUCGCUGACGUUUCCACGGUCAGUGAGAACACCAGGUCGAAUCCUUACAGAGGCGUCGCCAGAAGUCUUAGCGUCGACGCCGUAAACACAGAAACUGCCGGAAGAGUUCGUUCGACCACGUGGAAGGCGCAAAGGAGGCACAGUAAUCCGCGUAGCGACAGAAGUUCACCGGCCCGAUAUUCUCAUCAGUAUUGGGCGCCUGUGGUGGCAAAUCAUUUUCCACCGACUUCGCCCUUCACCCAGGGCCAAAACCUCGGGUAUUCGUUACUGCCGCAGGGUGUUCAAUUCUCGCCACCACGGCGGGCGCCGCUCAUGUCACAUCCGCCACUGACGCGGCAACGUAGUGGCGGUGCGGGUGGCGAUUACACCUUGCUACCUCAAACACCGAAGCUCGAUAGGAAGCGCUCGAAAAAGGGCACGAGGGAGGUGACAUUCGAGACACCGGUAUGACGGUCGCUCGACGGGGAAGGCCCAGCCAGCGUGCCGCUUCUUUCGCUGUCGCCGCUACGUUUUGCCUAGCCCCGUCGAGGUUUCGAGAAUCUUAAGAAGCAAGUCAAAUUCAAAAAGGGAUUCUCAUUACUCGAACAUUCACCUCCUCGGCGUCAUUUUUGGUGGCGUCCAGGCAAGCAGACGCACGAUGGAGGAAGAAGAAGAGGAUGCCUAUUGGCCGAUCGUCGAGCCCCAACCUCUGACCCCUCCUCCUGUUCGAUGUCCAUUCGGACUUAUCAGGAUGAUCCGGACGUCGAAGAGACGACUCUGUGGUUCUAAAAAAUGCGAUGAAACUCCUUCCGCGUGUGCAGGCUCCCUUUAAAAAUAUUUGCACUAGCUCGGACUCUUUUUCCAGACUCUUUCGUAAAUAUCGUGAGUGAUACGAGCCUUAUACACACACACACACACACACACACACAUACACACACUUACAUAUAAAACAUAGACCUAUAUACACGCAGGUACUAUUCGUACACCCGAAAAAACGAACGAAAAGAACUUUAACUUGCUAUAAGAAACAAAAAAGAGAGAAUCCGCGAACGAGAAUGCAUCGAGGUCGGAUGAGGAAGGGAGUCGAAGGACGAAACGCGGUAAAGGGUUGGAGGAGGGGAAAAUGGAAGAGCUUUUUUACCUUCACCGGAAAACGUCCUUCCUAAUUUUUCGAGGAAUCUCUAUUUAUACGUCUCUCUCUCUUUCUGUUUUUUUCUCUUUUUCUCUCUUUCUCGUAGCUAAAAAAAUGUGAAGAAAGUUGAAAAGAGAGAAAAAGAUGAAGAGAAAGGGUCGAAAGAAGAGAUUGGAGUAUAUCGCGUUAUAUCUUAGACGUGCAUAGCCUCUGUGUACUUACACCCAUACAUCGACUGUGAUUAUAACGGAUAUAAUUCUUAAGUCUUUCAAGAGGUAUCGCAAAAAAUCGACUAUAUUGAAAUACCUGUUGAAUUGUAAGUCUCUCAGCGACAUCGAUUUAACUAUUUUAGGGAGUGUCUUCGUAUCGUACGCGUUCGAGUCAUUGCAUCAUGGACGCAUGAUCCCAAACUUUUUCUUCCAUUUAAAUUGCCUAAAAUAUUAGCUUCAUUGUUUUUCCAUAAUCAAGAGACAUAUUCUUUAAAUGUUAACAUGUUCACUGUUUUUUUUUUUUUUCUUUUUUUUUUUAUGAUCUAUUUUCUCAGAGUUAGAAAAAUUUUUCUUGUAAAACUCCUGUAUAAUACGUUGUUUAGAUAUGUUCUGAGAUUAAUCUGCCUAAAAUGUGAUUCACGUAUGGAUAUGUAUUAAAGGACAGUAAAUAUGUUAAAUUUGUUAAUCUAUUUCUUCCUUUGAUUUUAUGACUUCUUUUUAUAAGUUCAUUGUUAAAGUAUCGUAAAGGAGUCAAAAUAUUUGCUAUUUACUCUCUCUCUCUCUCUCUCUCUCUCUCUCUCUCUCUCUCUCGCUCUCUUUCUCUUCCUCUUUCUCUUUCGGACGAAAAGAAGAAAAUCAUUAGUCUUCCUCCGGGUUUUUCAUCGACGUGUCCAAGCCAUAUCGAUCGUGGGUAGUUGCACAAAAAAAAAAACGAAGUUCCACUCGUCGCAAAAACGAUACCUCGACUCGACACGAAGAUCUCUAAUCACAAGCGAACUGAUACUUGCACUAUUUCAAUUUACCAUGGGCCAUUCUCACCUUUCCGCCACUCCAUCACAAUUCUCCUAACUCAUCGACUUUAGGACAAGCGCGUUUCGCGUUACACGAAACGUCAAAUAUAGAAACUAACUCAAUGGACAAAAAUGGACACGAGACAUUGAAGUGAGUUAUAUUCACAUAUAUAAUGCAAUAAGUGCUUUGUUUAACAAAAAAAAAAAAAAAAAAAAAAAAAAAAGAAAAAAAGAAUUAAAAAAUCUGCAAUAAAGUGCUUCGAGAACAAAUGAAAAAAAAAAAGUAAAUAAAUAAAUAAAAACAACAAAUUGUAAAAUAGUUGAUUGCGAAUCGAAUUAAGAGACGAAAUGAUUUAUUAUUAACAUAAAAAUUGAGGUGAAAGGAAGAAAAGCAGGCGUGCUAAAGUAGAUACACAUAUGUAAAGAGGAGAAAAAGAAUAAAAGGAGGAGGAGAAGAGGAAGGGGAAGAAAAUAAAGGGAAAGAAAUAAAGAAGACGGACGACGAUGAUGACACAAAUUAAGAAAACAUGUGUGUUUGUAUGUUUCUAUGUUUAUAUAAUCCCCGCGUGUGAGAGCAAGGCCGAAGAAGAUCUAGAAAAAAAAAAAA